UUGAGUUCCACCACCUCCAACAUAUCGAGAGAGAUUGAGACAGAGCACGAGUCUCUCAACUCUCAAACUUCAAGCAAAACAAAAUUUGCCUGAAUAAUUUAAUGUUCUUUCUCCCAUAUACAAAAAAAAAAAAGAUUUCUUCCUGCGACAAAAAAAGUUUUUUUAAUGUGUUAAAAUAGCAAAACUCUUCUCGGUUUGUCUUUUUCCGGCGAAAAAUAAUGUCAUGAAAUCAAAGCUCGAAACCUUAAAACCCCAUCUAGGGUUUGUUUCUUGUCUCUGUUGCUGAUAUUGAUGCUUCCGCACACCCCAAAAUAAAAAAAAAUAUAUGUAAAUAAAAAUUUGUUUAUAUGCAAAUCUCUACAUGAUCUUUGUUGACCCUUUUUUUUUCCUGAGAUGAAGAAACAAUGGUCGCCGGACAAAACAGAACGGUGCCGGAGAAUCUGAAGAAACAACUUGCGGUUGCUGUUCGAAGUAUACAGUGGAGCUACGCAAUCUUCUGGUCUGUCUCCGCUUCUGAACCAGGAGUGUUGGAGUGGACAGAUGGGUACUACAAUGGCGACAUCAAGACACGGAAAACGAUUCAGACGACGGCAGAGAUCAGAGCCGACCAGUUAGGGUUGCAGAGAAGCGAGCAGCUGAGAGAGCUUUUCGACUCUCUCUCCGCCGGAGAAUCCUCCGCUGGAUCUCAGGUUCUCCGGCGCUCCUCCGCCUCCGCCCUCGCGCCGGAGGACCUCACCGACACCGAGUGGUAUUACUUGGUCUGCAUGUCCUCCGUCUUCAGCAUUGGCGAAGGAUUGCCUGGACGCACCUUAGAGAGCGGUGAAACGAUAUGGCUUUGUAACGCUCAUAACGCCGACAGCAAUGUCUUCAGCCGCUCUCUUCUAGCCAAAAGUGCUUCGGUUCAAACAGUGGUUUGCUUUCCGUUUCUUGGGGGCGUCGUGGAGAUUGGCACUACAGAACACAUUACAGAGGAUUUGAAUCUGAUACAAUAUGUACAGACAUCGUUCUUGGAAGCUCCUCCUUACACCACAAUCUCUACCAGACUCGAUUAUCACGAAGUUCUCGAUCCUCAACAGAUUCUAGGCGACGAAAAAUACGUUCCCUUGUUCGGAAACGAUUUUCCGGUGAAUUCUCCGACCAAAACAACAAACGGGUUUGAACAAGAACUCGAAGAUCAUGAUUCCUUGGUGGCCGAGGCGAUCAAUGGCGGUGCGUCUCAGGUGCAGAGUUGGCAACUUGUGGAUGAAGAGCUCAGCAACUGCAUUCAUCAAUCGCUGAAUUCUAGCGAUUGCAUCUCGCAGACGUUUGUUGAGCCCGGAAGGGUUGCUUGCGGUUCAAGAAAGGGUAGAGUUCAGGAAACGCGGCAGCGGUUGGGGCAGAUCCGAGAGCAAAACCACGUAAAUUUGGCUGCCAAGAACGAUGAUUUGCAUUACCAGGGCGUUCUCUCGAUGGUUUUCAAGACGACCCAUCAACUGAUUCUUGGACCGCAGUUUCAGAACUGCGAUAAAAGAUCGAGCUUUACGAGGUGGAAGAGAGGAGCUUUUGUGAAAUUCAUAGGACCCAAUACUGGCGGAAACAUGCCUCAGAAAAUGCUGAAGAAGAUUAUCUUCGAAGUGCCUCGGAUGGACAAGAACGAGUUGUUUUUUGACACACCCGAUGACAGCGGAGCUAGGGUUGGGGAUGAGCUGGCGGCGAAUCAUGCCUUGUCUGACAAGAAACGUAGCGAGAAACUGAACCAACGGUUUAUGAUUCUGAGAUCGAUAAUCCCUUCGAUCAAUAAGGUUGACAAAGUAUCAGUUCUUGACGACACCAUAGAAUACCUGCAAGAGCUAGAGAGAAGAGUCCAAGAACUGGAAUCUUGCAGAGAAUUAACAGAUACAGAGACAAGAAUGGCGAAGAGAAAGAAACCGAAUGAAGCAGGAGAGAGAACAUCUGCAACUUGCAGAGAUCAUACCGAUCGUACCGGAAAUGGGAAGAGGAUUUUGGUUAGCAAGAGAAGGAAUAGUGAUGUGGAAGAUGCUGAACCAGACUCCAGUUCAGCCGGUCUAACCGAUAAUUUGAGGAUCGGUUUGGUCGGUAACGAGGUGGUUAUCGAGCUUAGAUGUGCUUGGCGAGAAGGUGUCUUGCUUGAGAUAAUGGAUGUCAUCAGUGAUCUUAACUUGGAUUCUCACUCGGUACAGUCUUCGACCGGUGACGGUUUUCUAUGCUUAACCGUCAAAUGCAAGCACAAGGGUUCGAAAAUAGCGACACCAGGAAUGAUCAAAGAGGCGCUUCAGAGAGUUGCAUGGAUAUGCUGAGUUACCCCGGUUUAAAUUGACAUCUAGAAUAUUUGGUAUUCAAUGAUCCUAACCGGAUUUUGGGAUUCUGAAUUUUGAAAAUUAUGCGUCGUUAAUGUAGAAACAAAGCUCUUCUUUUAUUUUCUUUAUCUUUUGUUGCUAGUUAGUAAAUUUUAAUACGAUAUUAUCAUAUUUUAGA
Messenger RNA from Tarenaya hassleriana, 2475 nucleotides. Its product is annotated as transcription factor EGL1-like. Gene Ontology annotation, molecular function: protein dimerization activity. Lineage: Eukaryota; Viridiplantae; Streptophyta; Magnoliopsida; Brassicales; Cleomaceae. Bases 405 to 2297 code for a protein of 630 amino acids. The transcript is spliced from 8 exons. The record is from RefSeq and is a predicted model, not a curated record.